AUGCCCACAUAUUAUGGUGACGAUGACAUCGAUUACGAGGAGGAAACCCCAGAGUUUCGUGAUGAACAUGAAUUCGACGAUUAUUUGAAUGAUGAAGAGUAUGAAUUGAUCAGUGAGAUGUUUCCACGGGCUAAGAAUGAGCUCGCUGAAUAUCAAGGUUGGAACAAUUUGUCAGUAAAACUGGCACUAUUUGACCAUAACUUUGAUUACGACGAGGCUAUUAUAGAUCUCAAACGAACCUAUAAAAAAAAGAAACAGACUGAAGAGUUUGAAGGGAAGAUCUCAUUGCUUGAGCAAUUGGCAAGACGAAAAGUUUUGUCUACGAAAACUAGUGAGCAAUCUCGCAUCUCUAAUUCACCUAAGGCUACAUCACUUUUGGAUUCUUUGCGAAAGAACACGUCUGAGAAUUCUGGAAGAGGGAGCUUAAGUGGCCGUCUCUCGGCUCUUAAAGAGAGUAGGUCACGAAUGGCCUCUAAAUGUCCAUCGGAUGAAACAUCGAAGAACAAGUUCGAUAAUCGAAUGACAGCCAAGAAAAGUCCUUCACUUUCAUCAAUACUAGAAAGAAGAACUAAAUCCAAUACAAGCCAAUCUCUAAGUUCAAAACUUGCUGCAUUGAAGGGAAACCGUUCGAAGAACGAUAGGCAAAUACCAGAGCCUAAAGUUGAAAAGAGCGUCAAUUCGCAACCUUCUAUGGUACCGACAAAGGACAGUCAUGCCGAACCCGUAGAUCCAAGAAUAGCAUUUGAAAAACUUCGGAGUUCAUUGUGCCAUAUUUCUUCUCCAAAAAGUUAUCAUCACUUAAAUUCGGAUUCGGAACAUUCCGAGAUCACCGCCAUAGCCCUGUCACAACCAACUAACAACGAUCAAAAGAUAAAAAACAUCAAACGCAGAUAUGAUGAAAUAUUCACCGUAUAUUUUCCUAAUACUAACCUGCCAGCAGCCAAAAAACGUGUCAUAGAAAACUUCAACAACCCAAGCCCUGACGAUGUUGUUUUGGAUGCCCAAAAUAAAGCUUUUGAGGCCGUGGAGGAUGUGACCAAAAAUGUCGCCACUCUAUCGGUCACCGAAGAUUCCAUAAAAGACGGAAGGACUGAGAACGAAGAUGAGAAACCAUUUGACGACGAACCAAUAAUUCGUACGUAUAAGAAGGCAAAUAUUCCAACAAAACCAAAGAAUCCAAUUGAUUUAGAAAAGUACCUUUCGGACAAAAAGCCACAUUUAAAUUUCGUCGUUCUAGGCCAUGUGGAUGCUGGAAAGUCAACACUAAUGGGUCGUCUGUUGUAUGAUGUAGGCGCUGUUGACAACAAACUUAUUAGAAAAUUGCAAAGAGAAAGUGAUGUGGCUGGUAAAUCAUCAUUCCAUUUGGCUUGGGUCAUGGACCAAACACCAGAAGAAAGAUCGCGGGGUGUGACUGUUGACGUUUGCACAAGUGAUUUCGAAACAGAAGCCUCGACUUUCACCAUUAUAGACGCCCCAGGCCAUAGAGAUUUUGUUCCGAAUGCGAUUGCAGGAGUAAGUCAAGCAGAUGUUGCUGUAUUGUCGAUCGACUGUGGACCUGAUGCUUUUGAGUCCGGAUUUAAUUUGGAUGGUCAGACCAAGGAGCAUGCGCUACUCGCACGCAGCCUAGGCGUUCGUCAUAUCAUUAUUGCUAUGAAUAAAAUGGACACUGCAGAUUGGUAUGAGGGUAGAUUUCGGGACAUCCAAUGGGAGCUACGCAAUUUCUUUCAGGAUAUCGGUAUAGAAGAAGACAAGUUAAGUUGGGUUCCAUGCAGCGGCCUUUCAGGUGAAGGUGUUUAUAAGAAGGAGUACUCCAUUGGUGUAACAUGGUAUAACGGUCCUUCACUUGUUGGCUCCCUCGAAGUAGUAGCUCAGAAGCUCGGUAAAUUAAAUGUUAAAGAUGUCAGCAAUUCCCCUUUCGUAUUUUCGAUCCUUGAUGCGGCUGCCAGUGGUAAAAACAAGGACGUUACCAUUUCUGGAAGAGUGGAAUCCGGAAGCAUUCAAGCAGGAGAAACAAUCACUAUAUAUCCAUCGGAACAAAGUGUAAUUGUUGAAUCAGUGUUGUGUGGUAAUGAUCAGCAUCCCACGCCAAUUGCUAUUAAAGGCGACUUUGUGGGUUUGAAACUUCGGAAUGCUCACUACGAGGACAUUCAAGGUGGAGAUUUGGCAGCAGUAGUCGGCUUCGACAUUCCGAGUGCACAGGAGUUUACGGUAAAGCUAUUAACAUUUCAGUUAGAUAGACCUCUUUUGCCUGGUACACCCUUCAUAUUAUUUAGAGGCGCAUGCGAGCAGCCUGCUAGAAUAAAAAAGCUACACUCUAUUGUGGAUAAAGCUACUAUGACAAAAAUUUUGAAGAGUAAGGUCAAGCAUCUCGGCUCACAAAAAGCUGCUAUCGUAGAGUUGGAACUCACGGAGAAAAAAAGGAGGAUACCUAUGCUCACGUUCUCUUUAAGCAAGCACUUGGGUAGAGUUGUUCUCAGAAAAGAGGGAAGAACAAUUGCAGCGGGACUUGUCGAGACCAUUGAGUUAUAA
Molecule: messenger RNA, 2529 nt
Organism: Lachancea fermentati
Lineage: Eukaryota; Fungi; Ascomycota; Saccharomycetes; Saccharomycetales; Saccharomycetaceae
Source: the annotation of a GenBank genome assembly